Molecule: messenger RNA, 1321 nt
Organism: Tribolium madens (black flour beetle)
Lineage: Eukaryota; Metazoa; Arthropoda; Insecta; Coleoptera; Tenebrionidae
Exons: 3
Coding region: 118-963 (281 amino acids)
Source: RefSeq, a predicted model, not a curated record
GUAAUAACCCCCCACACAUGGGUCAGGAGUCGCCUAAUUUUUACAUUAAAAUCAGUCAAACAGAAAUUGUUCCAUUAAAUGUGCAUGUGUGUCUGUGCAAGUUGAUUUUUUCACACCAUGUGGCCACUUUUGGGUUUUUUUCUACUCACUGUCUCAAAUGCAGACGUUUCUCCCUAUUUCUUUUGCGCGGAUAUGAACCCUCAGCAACACGUUAGCAUAGAACAGUUAAUGGGGAUGUGGUACGGUAUCGAAAUAAUAAAUCACCAAGUGGAAGACCACUACGUUCGCAUUGGUAAAUCUUGCCCCGUCCUCCAUUUAACCCUCAGCAAAGACUAUCCGACUACAACUUACAACCCCUUGUAUAAAAAUUACAAUUACGGUUACAAUUACGGGGAAAAACGCCCUCCUUAUCCGAGACCCACUGACAGAAACCCGAAUUAUGACCAAUACGACCAAUACGAAAGAGCCACUCAAGGCCCUUAUUACAGAAAUUACAACAACAGGCGUUACGGUACGAAGUUUUACAACCCUCGGGACUACCCUUACGAAAUGCGGCGACUGAGAAUCUGGUGGGACGAAAAUGGAAGUGAGACAGAAUACCAGUUGAAGUAUAACACGAGUAGACCAGGAUUUUGGAUCAGUGCUGGUCCUCAAAAUGGAUCGGAGUUGGAGCCACUUUACAGCAGUUUCGCAGGGACGGUGCAAGUCAUAAAAGCGGUGGGAAGUCAUUUGGUGCUGACUUUCUGUCACCAGUUGCCCGAUAGACAGUUGUUUACUAUUCUUUUGAGUCGCGAGAGGAAGCUGAAUUCGGCAGAUAUACACGGGGUUCAUAGUUUGUUAAAUAGAAAGGGUUUGAAUACGCAUGCGGUUAAAAAAGUGUGUUGGAGUGGCAGUAAUAAUAUUAAGAAUUCAUUGUUUAUGAUUAUUUUAUUACUCUUCGGGGUAUUUAUAUGCCAAUUUUAGUUUUUUUGACAUAAAUCCUGCAAUUAUUUUAUAAAAUAUUUUUGUUUUUUUUUUUCAUAUUUAGUAUUUUAAAUAGUAAUUAAUAAUAACUAAUUAUCCAAACUCAGCUUCCAUAUACAGUACCUCAUUUACAUCCACAACACUGUGACUAAUAAUUAGACUUAGUUGUUUAUCAUUUUAAAUUGUCUCCUCCUACACAGUUGUUACUUAUUUCUUUACGUAUUCAUUGUACAAAUGUAAAAUAAUUAUAAUUAAUUGUACCUUCCUGUUGACGCAUUGUUUGGAACCGAUUGUUAUUUAUUUUGCGUAUUUAUGUCACGUUAUUUCUGUAUUAAUUUUUAUUUAAUAUAAAUUGUUA